Messenger RNA from Aspergillus campestris IBT 28561, 639 nucleotides. RefSeq names its product LITAF-like zinc ribbon domain-containing protein. Bases 1 to 639 code for a protein of 212 amino acids. The transcript is spliced from 4 exons. The record is from RefSeq and is a predicted model, not a curated record. Lineage: Eukaryota; Fungi; Ascomycota; Eurotiomycetes; Eurotiales; Aspergillaceae.
AUGUCAGCAACAAAGACUCAGGAGCAACGCACCGAGGCAACGAACACGGGAAUAGAAGCGUGUCCAGAUACUCUAGAACCCCCUCAUGAAUCGCAGACAGCUGAGAAAGACAUUGUCGACAAUGAUGUCUCUUGCAAACGAAACAAUCAUGGUGAAAUUUCACAUAUACAGCCAGUUCCCGAUGAAACGCUGCAUAUACAGCGGCCAGCAAUUUCUGUCCCGCCGAUUGAAAGAAUAUCGGUCAAGACAUCCCCUGGACCGAGGCAUAUCAUGACAAGUCAAGAAUACUCUUCGAUAGCAACAACGUACCCAGUAACCACAUCUAAAUUUGAAUAUGUGCCAGUCAAUGAAAGAGUCACUCCAUUGAACCAACUUACAACGAAGACACCACAGCAGAUAGACUGUAUGUUCUGCGAGAAAAGAGCAAUGACCCGUAUCGUGGAGGAGGAAUCAGAUACGACCAUGUUGGCUGCUGUUCUCUGCUGUCUAACUUUCGGGUUUGGUAACACCUUCGCUCAUGUGUGCACUUAUUGUGGAAACAAAGUUGCCAUCAAGCCAAAUGAUAGUCCAUUACAAGUACAGAGGCCACAACAAACAGCCUCUGUUCCCUCUCAGUUUGCACCAGCCCCCAGGCGGUGA